GACGUCACGAUGAAAGUCAUAAUCGCUUUAUGCCUGGUUGGGGUGAGCCUCUCCUCCCCCGUGAACCCCCCCGUCUAUUCUGGCUACAACCCCUCCCCCCAGGCCUACGACCCAGCCCCCGCGUACCCCAGCUACCCCGCCCCCCAGGUCGAGCAGUACCAGCCGGAACCGCCAAAAUAUUCCAGGGAUCCUGACUAUGAAGACGAACAGGAUCUCAACAGCAUCCCAGGCGAGCCCGGCAAGGACUACCCCGUGCACGCCGUCAUCCCCAACACGGGCUUCUCCUGCAGCGAGAGACUACCGGGCUUCUACGCCGACGAAGCCGCGAACUGCCAGGUGUGGCACUACUGCAAGACGGACGGCCUGGUGGAGUCCUUCCUGUGUCCCAACGGAACCAUCUACAACCAGGAGAACCGAGUGUGUGAGUGGUGGUUCAACGUGCAGUGUGAUGCCGCUGUGAUCGCUGCCCAGGCUAAGGUAAAUGAAGAUCUGUACAUUGUCCCACCACCAAAGGAAGAAAACGAAUAUUCUCCAGCAGCCCAGUACAAGCCAAAACCUCAGUACCAACCAGAACCCCAGUACCAACCGGAACCUCAGUACCAGCCAGAACCCCAGUAUGAACAGCCCCCUCAGAACUACUAUAGUUAAUCCUUGAACUCCGUUUUCUGUGAUGACUGGAGAGGGAUCGUUAGUGUAAUGUUAAUGUUGAAAUGUUGCCUCGUGUAUUUUGUUUGUUUGUCUUUUAUCAUAGAUAUGUAUUUGUGUAAAAUUUUAUGUUAUAUAUGUCAAACUGUGUAUCCUGAUGUAAUUAAUUUUAAUUGCCUACUGUUUAUAAGCUGAAAAUAUUUAUGUAAUUGUAGCAUCUUUCAGUAUGCUAUUUUUAAUUAUCAUAAUUUAUAUGUCUUCUAAAUCUGGCAUAUGGAAGACCAACAGGCGAAAAGAUAUAUCUAGACAAACGCACAAAUUGUUCUAGUAUGUAGGCCGACGAUGGAUAUUAGCUAUAGGCCAAUUUAUUUUGUUAAUAAAAUUAUUCAAAUCUGA
Messenger RNA from Penaeus vannamei (Pacific white shrimp), 1041 nucleotides. RefSeq lists its product as uncharacterized. Gene Ontology annotation, cellular component: extracellular region. NCBI's taxonomy places the organism in Eukaryota, Metazoa, Arthropoda, Malacostraca, Decapoda, Penaeidae. The record is from RefSeq and is a predicted model, not a curated record. Gene Ontology annotation, molecular function: chitin binding.